Otolemur garnettii (small-eared galago) is the source of this 2743-nucleotide messenger RNA. RefSeq names its product CCR4-NOT transcription complex subunit 10 (gene CNOT10). The coding region runs from base 320 to 2473 and encodes 717 amino acids. Gene Ontology annotation, cellular component: CCR4-NOT complex. The transcript has 18 exons. Gene Ontology annotation, molecular function: protein binding. Gene Ontology annotation, biological process: mRNA catabolic process; negative regulation of translation. Lineage: Eukaryota; Metazoa; Chordata; Mammalia; Primates; Galagidae. The record is from RefSeq and is a predicted model, not a curated record.
UUCCCACGCCGGCGUUGCAGGCGUGACGGGCCGCGGCCCCCGGAAGUAGUGAGUAUAGGGAAGCCGCGGGGCGGAAGCCGGGUAUGGCGGGAGGCCGUGGUGCUGCUUGGGCGGAGACGCUGUUGCUGUUGCUAGACUACGCGAACUAACCCUCGUCACUUCCUCAGCCCGCGUCUGCCCACUCCCCAGGCCGGAACCCAGGGGCCCGGAGCCGGGGUGGGCACAGAGUUGUUCUUCAAGGUCCAGGACAGCGGCCAUCCCGGCGGCGGGAGUCGGGGCCACGCCACCUGCGGGGAAGAGCCCGAACCGAGGCGGGAAGAUGGCUGCAGACAAGCCUGCAGAUCAGGGAGCAGAAAAACAUGAAGGCACAGGUCAGUCCUCUGGGAUCACUGAUCAAGAGAAGGAGUUAUCCACCAGUGCUCUCCAAGCUUUCACAUCUGGAAAUUAUGAUGCCUGUCUACAACACCUUGCCUGUCUACAAGAUAUAAACAAAGAUGAUUAUAAAAUAAUUUUGAAUACAGCAGUAGCUGAGUUUUUUAAAAGCAACCAAACAACAACAGACAAUUUGAGACAAACACUUAACCAGCUGAAGAAUCAGGUCCAUUCGGCUGUUGAAGAAAUGGAUGGAUUAGAUGAUGUUGAAAACAGCAUGUUGUAUUAUAACCAAGCGGUCAUUCUUUAUCAUCUGCGUCAGUAUACAGAAGCGAUAUCAGUUGGUGAAAAACUUUAUCAAUUUAUAGAACCUUUUGAAGAAAAAUUUGCCCAAGCAGUAUGUUUUUUGCUUGUAGACCUGUAUAUAUUAACCUACCAAGCUGAGAAAGCUUUGCAUCUUCUUGCUGUCCUCGAAAAAAUGAUUUCACAGGGUAACAAUAAUAAAAAUGGGAAGAAUGAGACUGGUAAUAACUCCAACAAAGAUGGAUCUAAUCAUAAAGCUGAAAGUGGAGUUUUAAUAGAAGCUGCAAAAUCAAAGAUACAUCAGUAUAAAGUGCGAGCUUAUAUCCAAAUGAAAUCCCUGAAAGCAUGCAAAAGGGAGAUCAAGUCAGUCAUGAACACAGCUGGAAAUUCUGCACCCUCUCUGUUUCUUAAAAGCAAUUUUGAGUACUUAAGGGGCAAUUAUCGAAAAGCUGUGAAGCUUUUAAAUAGUUCAAACAUUGCUGAGCAUCCAGGAUUCAUGCAAACAGGUGAAUGUUUGAGAUGCAUGUUCUGGAAUAAUCUUGGUUGUAUCCAUUUUGCCAUGAGCAAGCACAAUUUGGGAAUUUUCUACUUUAAAAAGGCUCUGCAGGAGAAUGACAAUGUCUGUGCUCAACUCAGUGCAGGUAGCACUGAUCCAGGCAAAAAAUUUUCAGGAAGACCCAUGUGCACGUUACUAACCAAUAAGAGAUAUGAGUUGCUAUAUAACUGUGGAAUUCAGCUUCUUCACAUUGGAAGGCCUCUUGCUGCCUUUGAGUGUCUGAUUGAAGCUGUUCAGGUUUAUCAUGCAAAUCCUCGCCUUUGGCUAAGGCUGGCUGAGUGCUGCAUUGCUGCCAAUAAGGGGACAUCUGAACAAGAAACUAAAGGUCUUCCAAGCAAAAAAGGAAUUGUACAGUCUAUUGUUGGUCAAGGCUAUCACCGUAAAAUAGUUCUGGCUUCACAGUCCAUACAGAACACUGUUUAUAACGAUGGACAGUCUUCAGCCAUUCCUGUAGCCAGUAUGGAGUUUGCAGCCAUUUGUCUCAGAAAUGCCUUGUUGCUACUACCUGAAGAACAGCAAGAUCCAAAGCAGGAAAAUGGGUCUAAAAAUAGUAAUCAAUUAGGUGGGAACACAGAAAGCAGCGAAAGCAAUGAAACUUGCAGGUGCUCCAUCCUUGCUUGCAGUGCUUAUGUGGCUCUGGCUUUGGGUGAUAACCUUAUGGCUUUGAACCAUGCAGAUAAACUUCUCCAGCAGCCAAAGCUAUCAGGAUCUCUUAAGUUUUUGGGCCAUUUAUAUGCUGCAGAAGCACUCAUCUCUCUCGACAGAAUAUCUGAUGCUAUUACUCACUUGAACCCAGAGAAUGUCACUGAUGUCUCCUUAGGGAUCUCUUCAAAUGAGCAAGACCAAGGAUCAGACAAAGGUGAAAAUGAAGCAAUGGAAUCCUCUGGGAAGCGAGCACCUCAGUGCUACCCUAGUUCCGUCAACUCUGCCAGGACUGUGAUGCUGUUCAACCUUGGCAGUGCUUACUGCCUCCGAAGCGAGUAUGACAAAGCCCGAAAGUGUCUUCACCAGGCGGCUUCAAUGAUCCAUCCUAAAGAGGUACCCCCUGAAGCCAUCUUGCUGGCAGUCUACCUUGAGCUGCAGAACGGUAAUACCCAGCUGGCCUUACAGAUCAUCAAGAGGAAUCAGCUACUCCCUGCAGUGAAAACACACACAGAUGUGAGAAAGAAGCCAGUGUUUCAGCCCGUCCACCCAAUCCAGCCCAUCCAAAUGCCAGCUUUUACCACUGUACAGAGAAAGUGAUAUUACACUUUUGGAAAACUGUUACCUGAGACCCAGGGCAGUAUUUACUGCCUUUUUAAUUGUAUCACAGCAAAAUGAAUAAAAAACAGACAGUGAAGGUUGUUAUUUUCGAAGACACACUGAGACAAUUCUACCCAACUUUUUUGCCAGAAGCUUACUUAAAAUUAAGGAUUCACAAACUCAUCUUCAGCUGUUUUAAUUUUUUGCCUAUUAAUUUUGAGCCAUUAUGUGAUGUAUGUCAUAGGCAAUUAAAACAUGAUCUUAUCAGAA